Molecule: messenger RNA, 1199 nt
Organism: Papilio machaon (common yellow swallowtail)
Lineage: Eukaryota; Metazoa; Arthropoda; Insecta; Lepidoptera; Papilionidae
Exons: 2
Coding region: 191-964 (257 amino acids)
Molecular function (GO): oxidoreductase activity
Source: RefSeq, a predicted model, not a curated record
UGUGCAAUAAUGUAGACAUUGCAAUUGGAGCAAAUAGAAUAUUUUUGUAUAGAAAUAAGUACUAUCAUUUUAACGACUAACCAAAACAUUCAGAGAACUUAAACCAAUCAAGGUCAAAUAGCUCGGAAUAUGAAUGAAUUCAUGACGCGGGUACUGGAAGAUAGAAUCGUUUUGGACAUAAAAUUAUAAAAUGUUUACGGACAAAGUCGUGUUAAUAACUGGAGCUAGCUCUGGAAUUGGUGCAGAAACAGCCGUGGAGUUCGCAAAACUUAAUGCUAAACUAGUUCUUACUGGAAGAAACAAAGAAAAUCUAGGGAACGUUGCCAAACAAUGUGAAGAGGGUUCGAAAAGUAAACAAACACCUUUGGUGAUAAUCGCUGAUAUGAACGUGGAUGCCGACGUAGACAAUAUAAUGAAAAGUACAAUAGAGAAUUUUGGAAGACUAGACGUUCUUGUAAACAAUGCUGGAAUUUUAGAAAGUGGAUCGAUAGAAGCAACUAGUUUGGCACAGUACGAUAGAGUGAUGAACACAAAUGUAAGGGGGCCAUAUUAUUUGACCAUGUUAGCUGUUCCCCAUCUCAUUAAAACUAAAGGUUCAAUUGUGAACGUAUCAAGUGUUACUGGUCUGAGAUCCUUCCCAAAUAUUUUAGCGUAUUGUAUGUCGAAGUCUGCUCUGGAUCAGUUUACAAGAUGUACCGCACUGGAGUUAGGUCUUAAAGGUGUGAGAGUUAACGCUGUAAAUCCUGGUGUGAUUACAACUGGCAUUCAUUUGAAAUCAAGCAUGAAUGAGGAGCAAUACAAAGAGUAUUUGAAAAAGUGUGCCGUCACCCAUGCGUUGGGCCGAGCAGGUGACAGCAAGGAAGUGGCUUCUGUUAUAAUAUUCUUAGCCAGCGACGCAGCCAGUAACAUCACAGGUGCUACAAUACCAGUGGACGGAGGUCGUCAUGCUAUGUGCCCUCGUUAAAAAAUACACAAUAUUGUCAUAUAUUUGAAAAAUAAAAUUACGCUUUUGUUAUUAACGAGUUUUAAUUGACAUAUUUUGUAAUGCAUUUAUAUUCUACGUGUAAAUAAUGUAUACUUAUUAGUAGAAUAGAAUCAAUUAUUAUCAGUUAAAUGAUGCGUCGGAUACACAUUUGAUGAUCUGAAUGGUUGUAUUUGUGAUAGCAGCGGAAGCUUCAAUAAGACCAUUGCUCGUACAA